This is a messenger RNA of Porites lobata, 10339 nucleotides long. NCBI's taxonomy places the organism in Eukaryota, Metazoa, Cnidaria, Anthozoa, Scleractinia, Poritidae. The record is from the annotation of a GenBank genome assembly.
UUGGUGUGUUUGUUGUGUGACGCAGAAAGGACUACGGCAGCACCCAGACCCCACAUUAUUAUGAUUGUCGCGGAUGACCUGGUGAGAAACCUUUCAAACUUAGAAACCCCGGCAUCAAAAUUGCUUUCAUCUCUAUUUUAUAAGAUGCAACAGUAGCAUCUAUGCCAACUGCAAUUGUAUCUUUUUUUUCUCGUCCUCUAUGGCGCUGGCCAAAAGGAUCGCGCCUCCCUGAAAGUGAAUGGCAUUUUGUACGCACCAUUUUCACAUUGUUUAUAAUGCACCUUCUUAACCCCCCAAAUUUUGCAUAUCAGUUGUUUCCCAUUUCUUCUGGGCAUUAAAAAUUGACGAAAAUGCUUGCGCAAAAACUGGGAGCAAACAAGGUGUAUUAUGGGUAAUGUGAAUAUGGUGAAAUCUUGUUAACUUGCCAUUUGCGCAUACACAAUAAACAAGUUAUGGGGAUGGAAUGGAGCAAUAAACCUUUUCCACCUGUUUAUUAUUCUUUCACGUUCCUGUCAAUCGAGAAAGCAUUUGUAAAACUGAUUUUUUUCUCCAAUAUGACGCCUGAAAGUAAUUGAUAUUAACAGAAAAGACCACUAAUAUAUCAACGAGAGGGUGUAACAGAGGCAAUAAAUAUAUGAAAAUUUUGUGGUUAAAGCAGCUGGAAUAAUUCCUUUGAACUGCUUCUUCCAGGGAUGGGACGACGUCAGUUUUCACGGUUCUUCUCAGAUUCCCACUCCAAGUAUCGAUGAAUUAGCAAACAAUGGCGUCAUUCUUAACAGUUAUUACGUAUCACCGAUCUGUACUCCAACCCGUGCCUCUAUUAUGACGGGUAAACACCCCACGAAACUAGGUAAGUCUUAAAUAUUCUUGCUUUUGUUAUAAUCAUAAUUAUUUACUUACUCACUCACUCACUCACUUAAUUACUUACUUUAUCUAAAACCCACCUGACAAAAUCUUUCCGCAAGGCCUGACCAAGCAUGGCAUUUCUUAUUUCUUUACUCUUCAGUCCAGCGUCACCUCGAUUACGUAGUUCUCGGUCUACCUUGGUCUGGGUGAUCAUGUUGCGGUUCUCCAAAGAUUAUUUCUGAAGCAGUUCCUUCAUUGUGACGAGCACAAUGACCAGGUUAUCAUGAUCGUCUCUCUCGUAUUGUUUCACGACUGUUGGAGUAUACAAGAAUGAUUCUGAUUCAGCCAGUGAUAAUGGCGAUUGGAAAAAAGAGUAAACACUUUUAUGUACCCUUCUCAGUUAUCUCAAGAACGCAAGUGUUGUUCCUGCCGGGAAUAAAGUCGGCUACCGCUACAAAGUCUGGUACCCAACCAACUGAACCCAGCCUGACGAGUAGAUUCUUUAGUUGAGGAUUUUGAGAUAACUGGUGCUCGCUAACGGAUGUGAUAAGAAGCAAUGUAUAAUAUAUAAAGAAAACCUAAAAUGAUUGCCAAGAAUUUUCAGUUAAACUCAGUCACAACAUACAUAUAACGUUUUAUUACGCAGGGAUUCAACAUGGCACCAUAUACGGCACCCAGCCUUACGGGCUUCCUUUGGGUGAAACCACGACACCACAAUACCUUAAGUCACUUGGUUACAGUACACAUGGAGUGGGCAAGGUAUUUAGAUAAAAACCAUACACGUCAAAAGAGAAUAUAUCUUACAGUGAUAAGGGUACAUUAACAUGUGAAACAUGAGGGCAUAGAGCUAAACUUUCAUGACUUUUAAGUUUAGAAUUCCAAGAGAUGUAGGGGAAUUCCAAGAGAUAUGGACCGAACCUAGAGAUUUGUUUUGAACAAUGUAAUCGUUAGUAAAAAGUAUGUACUGGAUAAAAUAAUGGCGUGCGAUCUGUAUGGGCAUUACUGACAGUGGCGAGCCGAGAGCAAGCCAUUGUAGUACCGAUACAGAUAUCCUGCUCAUAAUUUAUCUCCACGCAAAGAUCAACAAAGAAGUCUGAACUAUCGUACUGAAGUAAAACCAAUUUAUUCAUUCCUUUAAAAGUGAUUUAAACUUGGAUACGGCCUAAAUUAACAUAGCCUGAGACAUUUGGCGACGCUAUUACUGGUUUCCCCGCCAAAUGACGUCUGAGAAACGAGCUCAGAAAUUCCAUACUGAUGACGCGUCACUACCCAGAUCUGGGUAGUGUCCCUUUAAUUAGUUCUGAAAACAGGCGGCGUUUUCAUAACUCAUCUAAGGGCACUUUCCAUUUGUCAGAACUGACCGGCCAGACUAUUCCCGUCACAAUGAUCCAGCCAGAUCAGUUUUAAAAAUCCUAAAUAGUAUGCAUGAAGGCGAUGUUUUUUUUAUAGCAAAAACUCUCGGUAAAACCCUAUUUCAUUUUCAAACUGACCAGUCCGGCCAUGGUCCAGCCGGCCAGCACAGACAAAUGGAAAGCGCCUCAAGUCCUGAUUAUUGGUUCAGUCAAUUUUGAACGAUUUGUUAAUAUACCUCUCAAACGGACAACAAAACUCAACUUGUGGAUAAAAUCUUUAUUAUACUGCGAAAGAAAACUUGAAUGGCUAAACGCAUUGAUUACAAUAACAAUCGGGUCAAUCUCAUUUUCUUUUAUUUCAAGUUUGCGCUUUUUUUAAAGUGUUAACUAAGUAUUUCGGAUUCCUUGCAGCUUUCUUGUGGUUCUUAACAGCAAGUUUAAAACUAGCCUGUGAGCAGGCUCACUUGUGUGAAUUCGGAAAAAAUUUUCGUGGCGGAGCCGCCAGCGCCAACAUUUUCCCCAAACUCGUAUAAGUGAGCCUGUUAAAACUUUACCGCGAAAAUUGGCUCCUAUUUUUCAAGCGUAUACUUGACUGAUCAACUUCAAGUCGAGGCGAACCUCUUCAAGACGGCCACCCUUUGGACACAGGUAAUUGGCCGUUAUAAGAGUGAGGCCUAGGCCAAACGUCAGAGUUUUCAUAAUACUCACCAAACUCUGAUUUGAGUCGACCUAAAUUGAGUUCAGAUCGUUUGUUGAGUCAGACAUCGAACCUAGGACGCGUCGCAAGGAAUUUUAAUACAUUUUCUCCCGAACGAGGCUAAAUAUACAUUAUCAUAGAAAUUUUGUAAUUUAUUAGUUUAGAUCGUCGCAUGUGACGAUCGACGUUUGUCCCAGAGGCGAUCUUCAGACGUUCUAUCCGUCUGAAGCACACAGAUCUUGAGUACGUGCUGAAUAAUCCAAACUCAUUCAGACGAACUAACUGAGCCAGAUGUGGAACUUUUCAUGAAAAUAACUUGUUAAGUUUGGCUUGUCUCAUGAAAAGUUCGACUUUAUGCCUAGGCCUGAGGCUACAUUCACACGGGGUACCCAACGUAUUUUCAAAGGGUUGGAUAUUCGUGCGUUUAUUUAGAAGCCUAGCCGUUCUUGAGUAUGAAUUUUUUUUGCCAGUACGGUAAAAAAUUUUAUUAAUGCAGUGUGAACAUAAAUUUAAACAUGAAUUUGAGUUGUCUCCUCGAAUCUCGUCUUUCUCUCUCCCGAGAAAGACGUGCCGACUCGAGGAGACGGCUGAAAUUCAGGCUAGUGUGUAAACACUUUCACCGUCUAAAUUUUAGUGCGGCAACGGCGUGGUUGCACGGAUGCAUAGUAACUCAGCUGGGAGACGUUAUUUUUGGUUUCUUUAAGUCGCGUUCUGUUCAUAGGCAGAUGGUAAAACAACUCAAAAAAGUUAAAAUUCAACUUGGUUUGUCAGUUCUGUGCAAACAGAGCAAAAAUAUUGAACGGUUUCGUGUGAACGAAAUGUUCAGCAGGUCGAAAAUUUGUCCACUAGCCUGUGAUGGUAGCCUGAAUGUAUCCACUGUGAUGAAGAAAACUGCCCAUGGUGAAGAGAUGGCUGUUAUAGGGAGGUGGUUGCUGGAAGAGGUUCGACUGUGCCAAAUUACGACAAUUCCUUAUGAGGCAGACCCCAAACCGAGGGAGUGUAAUCAGCUCACGGCAUCGAGUGGACGUUGUAUUUAUAUCUUUUCUUUGUAUUUCAAUGUCUUAGUGGCAUUUAGGUUUCUUUAAAGAAGCCUAUACUCCCACGCAGCGAGGAUUUGAUUCAUUCUAUGGCUUCAUGACAGGAAAAACUGAUUACUGGAGUCAUCAGUCAUACGAAGACUUUUGGGGGUUGGACCUGACAAGUAACAUGGAGGUAUUCAUCCCACAUGCAACUCGUUCACUGCUGCGCGUGAGACUAUCAAGAAAUAUCCUAGCCGGAUUUUAAACCAAGCAGUAACUUGCUUAUACAGCUACAACCCUGGUGAAAUCGUCUUGGAACACUUGAGGAAAUUAGGCACAAAGACGCACUUUGCUUAAAUUAACUCAUAUUCUACCUCUUAAAAAAGCUUGGAGAUGUUGUUAUAAGGGGCUAUUUCUGCUGUCUCCCUCUUCCCCAAACAGUGUUGAUUGUGUUGAAUUACAGCUUGACUACAUAACGUCGACACUGCACCGAGUUGGAAGGGGGGAAGGAGGAUGCCUCAAUUUGACGAGCUAUUGCGUUAGUGUCCUAAGAGUUUUGACCAGGGUUGUAGCUAAUCGUUCUCUUACCUGUUUGGAUUUUUUAACCUCUUGGUGCUCAGUUUUUGUUAGUUCGCUGUGGUUUCCCUGAAUCAUGAUGUACACAGCUACAAGUUUCUUGCUAAGCACAGCCGCAGCAAAUAAAUUGAGCAACUUUUUGUCAUUGCAUUGUUUUUGAUUGAGCUGAGCCUGUUCGUGCUACUUUAUCUCAUCAGCCAGUGAGAGAAAAGUCAGGUCACUACAAUACAGAGUUAUUUACAGAAGUUGCACAGAACAUAAUAGCUGGCCACAAGUUAUCAACACCACUGUUUCUCUAUAUUGCUCACCAAGCGGUGCACUCUGGUAAUUUACAAGAUCCGUUACAAGCACCGAAGAGACUUGUGGAUGUAAGUAAAAGUUAGAUCUUUUUGUGAGUUAUAAGUGCUAUUCAUAGUGUUCUAAUAUAAGUGACACUUGAAUCAUAGUGGAGGCAAAACAAUAAAAAUAUGGCAGUGGUGAUGAAGGGAAAGUAAAAUUUAUUGCAGGAGCGAAAUAACUGAAUUGUUCAGGAGAAGGAAGGGGAAUAUAGGAAAUAAAAAAUGGUGUUUUCAGAUUGGUGCUUGAAGGAGCUAGUUUGCUUUUAAAUGAAAUUUAAAAUUUGAAGCGAAUGAAAAAAUUGUAGUAGCUGAGGUUAAUGACAACCUUAAUCAAAACUACUUGCAUGAGCCAUUUCAAUCGGCUCUAAAAAAAUAUCACAGUACUGAUUGAAAUGAUAUCAUCUGUGCGUUGGACAAAAAGGAAACGGUCAUCUUCACACUAUUAGACCUCUUAGCGGCUUUUGACAUGGGCAGCUGACCACUUUAUCAUUCUCUCUCGUUUGAAAACUUGAUUUGGCUUUGGUGACAAAGUUUUAGCCUGGUUCACGUCUUAUCUAUCUGCGAUGCGCGAAGGCAAUUUGUUAAAAUUGAAGGCAACCAAUCGUCAAUGCGUUAUCUUCAUCAUGGAGUUGUCCAGGGAUCUGUGCUGGGUUCAUUGCAUUUUCUUCUCUACACCUCUCCCCUAUCUGAUAUUAUUCAUAAACAUAAUGGCAAUAGUUUUCGCAGUUGCGCAGAUAAUAGUCAGAUUUACAUGACUCCUUCCCGGGAGGCAGCGUGGUCGAGCGCUCAACGCGUCGGUCUCGCAAUACGGCGGUCCCGGGUUCGAGUGCCGCUCUAGGUUCCGUUUCUCGAAAGCACUGAUAAUUAACGGGCCCGUAAACCUGUUGUUGUUUACAUGCAAGAUAGAGGUUUCAACAGUUUUGUAUCAACAUGAUAAAACUAUCAGUUAUUGAAACAAAAUGGAGAAGUUUGCUGCCCAUGAUCUGUGCCCUUAUUCUUUGUAUUUCGAUUAGAAUAUUUGAUUUCGGGCCCGAAAAGUUACCGGGACUUUCGAGAAACCGGCCCCGGCCACUUGCUAGAUUUGUUCUCGGUCGUCUCGAGUUCAAAUCCUCGGCCACGCUUGUAAAUAACCAACUGGUUGCCUCCUGCCAGUUGGGGUUUGAAAUCCUGUUAUGUUGUACUUUAAUAUUUGUUUUUCUAAGUAUUUACUGAUUGUAAAGCUCUUUGGAUCACUAAGAGAAAGGCGCUAUGUAAGUGUAUAUAAUUAUUAUUAUUAUUAUUAUUGUUUUUACUUAAACUAUUGAAAACGCUCUUCUUGCCAAAGGGACAAGUGAUAGUCGUAUUCAAGAUAUUGAUUCAUGGAUUUCUGUUAACAUGCUCAAAUUAAAUCGUGACCAAACGGAGUUGUUGAUAAGUUUUAAUACGCGUUUUCGUUUUGAUCCACUUUCAAGAGGGUUUUCAAAUCGAUGCGUUUUGGAUGAACAGGUUCAGCGUAUUGGUGUGGAAGGAAGGCCUAAACGCAUCGCAAUGUAUGCGUAAAGGCAAAAGGCUAUAACGUCAUUGGCGUUAAUGUAUUCCUCCGUGAGUUAAUUAGAUUCAACCGAAAAAAGGUUAAUUCGGUGCCUACUAUACUUCUUCUCUUUCUGGUAGAAAUUUUCUUAUUUCAAAUCAAAAGAUAGAGGAAUUUAUGCGGCCAUGGUUGCUUCACUAGACGAGUCUGUUGGAAACAUUACGAAAGCUCUUAAAGAAGCUGGAAUGUUUAGCAACUCUGUGAUCGUGUUUACUACAGACAAUGGGGGUGCUCCUGCAGGAUUUGAUUGGUUAGUGCACUGAUUUACAACCACCUUGCAAAUACAACGUAUUUUUAUGCUGAUAGCCGAGAGUGGCUCAUGAGCUUGCGGCACAGGCAAGUACAUGCGUGUGUGAAGUUGACAACAGGGGAAGAUUGUGGACCGAAGGUAGAGAGUACAAUGAAAAGGGUGGUUUUAAGGGCUCCCUUAUUUCCAAAUGUGCCCACCACCCUGAGAAUUUGUAAUUAGUUCAUCUGAAAGCUACACAAGUCCCAUGGUGAGGCCAGCAAAGUUAUACAACACCUACUAUAUAGCCCUCAAGACAUAAAAAAAUGCUUGCUUAAAAAGGUGAAAAUAACGACUACGCAGUGAAUAUAUGAAGUUUUAAAAAUGUCACUACUGAAAUCACUUGCAAUUGAGUGCUGAUUUUGGAAAGAGAAUUUAAGUACGUCUUAAAAAAGCAUGGAACUGCUAUAGUUAGAUUUGCCUUGUUAAAGUCGUAAAAAAUAUGAAAUUCAGUAGUGAAAACUUCCCCACCCCUGGGUAGGCCUGUAAUGCCGCGCCUGCCCCACCAUGAUGGGAACAACGACUUGACAAAUGUUUGGCAAAUUCCCGUGAGGGUUUGGUUCGUUUUCAGAGCCAUUAAUCCCCUCCCACGGCCUCCAUUAACCCACCCACACAAAGCCACUCGUGAUUAUCGCGAGAACGCAUUUUUUCUUUCUGACUUGUGAUUCACAUGGGGUCUUAAACCAUUGUACGAUCAGUUUCAAAGUUCAUUUAAGGGAACCUCAAGCCUUCGACAUGUUCGAGCCUGCAAACGAUCCCCAAAAUUCAAACACAUUAAAUAAAGGAAACGGGGAAACAAAAUCUUUAUUUGCUAGCAACUAAAACUCAAAUACAAAUUAGGAAUACGUUUGGAAUACAUUCCGUUGAAUUGCAUAAUCUACGAAAUCUGCUAUGCAUUGUCACUGAACUAUACUGAAUUUUCAUUAUCAAUAUGUAAUAUUGAAAAUUGAUAAUGAAAAUGCAUCGCAUUGUAUUACGUUGCGUUUUUGACGUAUAUUAUUGUUUUUUUUGCCUCAAAGGAGUGAAAGCUGCAACUAUCCCUUCAAGGGAGGCAAGGACAACUUAUGGGAGGGAGGGGUCCGUGGAGUUGGGUUUGUUUACAGCAGUUUGAUUACAAACAAACCCCGAGUGAGUUAUGACUUAAUCGACGUCACAGACUGGCUACCAACCUUUUAUCAUCUCGCUGGAGGAGACGUGCAAACUCUUAUUGGCAAUAAUAUUGAUGGGAUGAAUGUGUGGGACACUAUUGCACACGGUACACCGUCACCGCGAAGCGAGGUAAAUUUUCUCCGUCACACACACACAUGUAUAAUAUGAAUAUAAAAAAAAUAGGAGGAUGAGAUAGAUCGUGAAAGUAUUUAUCAGAAACAAAAAGGAGCUACAAAGUAAUGUUACUCCUGGGUUAUAUUGUUAUCUGCCUCCAUCAGCAGUUAAAUCACGGUACUGUAUAAAUACACUUGAACCUUGUGAUUUUACACUAAAUACAGUAAUACGUACUAUCAAUCAAAAUUCAAAGACUAACAAACUUCAAGAGCGAUUUUCGUAUGACCCUGAAAAAUGGUUUCGGUAAGAGUGUCGUUAUUUUGUUUAUUAGCCAACGGAUGAAAAGAUUCAAACAUGGAUUAUUCGUUUUCCCACCAGAGAAAACCCUAAUAUGUAGAAGGCAUUGUUCGAUUGGCCAAUCGUGUUGCAGUAUGACAUCAAAGCAAAGUAUCGAUUGGUUUCUAGAAAGUUGUCGAGCAUGAAUUUCUUUUACCCGAGCGUUUGCUUAACCAACCAAAAGCCACGCGUUCGAUAAACCAAUCAAAUCGUUCUAUUUCUGUUCGUCGAGUUGUUUCUGUUUUGCUCGUGCGUUUCAUUUCAAGGUCAUACGAAAAUCCCUGUAUCUUACCAGCCUUUUGUGUUAGAAUUAGUUUUCUUCUUUCACACAACCAUCUUGGACAAGUUUGCUGUGGGACGUGGUCGUUAUGAUUAACAGUUAAUUUCUUAUGCAAAAGGGAACGCACAGCUAGGCAAGAACAUCAGAUACAAUGUAAAAUGACUGAAUGGUUCCUACUCCUGGUUUUAUAAUGCUCGGAUGACAUGCGAUAAAGAGACAAGAGACUCGACUGAAAACGGGAAAGCAGUAUAGAUUGAAGCAUGUUAUAACAAACCCCUACGCAAUAAAUCCUGAUUGUUGCGAGGAGAAUUUCUUCAAGUCUUGAAGUUGAUAAGAAACGGGUUAGCAACGGUUAGCCCUGACGUAGCUGCUGGUCGUAUUUGAAAUAACACUGUCUUUGACAGUUAUAGUAAGGAUGAUGUGUCCAAUAUUACACAGUAAAGUAAUAACUCAACUCUCUUUAGAACGAACGCCUUUUUAUGUUCGCUUAUAGCACUUCGUUGUUUUCGGGUUUUACUUCAGUAACAACUUACGGAAACAUGAAAACGUCUAUCCCUUGUUUUUCAAAGGAAAACGGGUCAGCGAAACGUGGUACUUUUCUGUCGUUUCAAACUGAGUGAAAUUCUAAGAACUAAAACGCGACUUGUGGUGGAUAUAUCCAUAGUCAGUAGGAUGAUUUACCAUUGCAGAUUCUCCACAACGUGGAUCCCAUUCGCAAAUUUGCAGCCAUUCGUGUUAACCAAUACAAGUUAGUUGUCAAACAAGAUGCGGUGUUCAAAACCACGUGGCAUCCCAGAUAUGAAGUCACGGGUGAGUUGCCACGCCAACCCAGUACUUUGCCUGGUGCAAUUAUUGACUGCGGGAUAAAUAAAAAAACCGACUGUAAUUCUGAUGUAUCUCCCUGCUUAUUUGACAUAAGUAAAGGUAAGUAAAAAGUCGUUAAUGGUUUAUUUACAACAAUUCUAUGACCUCCUCCCGGUUAACUCAAAUGGAAGAGCACUAGUCUGCCGAGCAAGAUGUAGGUUAAGAACCCGACCGGUCCACCAUACAGUGUCUUUCCGAAAUGUGGCUGUGAUUUAAGAUCUUGUUGUAGUUCAGACAAUCGCGUCAUUGGGCGAGGACGUUAAGCCAUUUGCCUUGUCUCCUCCAUCCUCCUUUCAACCCACACCACUGUUACAAGAGUACACAGUAAGGGAUUUUUCCCCUGUGUUGUGGUCUAUCUUUCACGCAUAAUUCAUGUCAUGGGCUGGGUGAUAUUCAAAAAGCUCGUUUGUGGACUGAUAGAGUCUACCAGUGGCGUCCUUGUAUGCUGAAGUCCGAGUUAAUUUUGAGAUGUCAUUAUAUGAUGUUUGUUCACUAAAAAACGGUUUUGUGGGACAAAGGAAAAUCAAGCCUAUGCGAAGUAAUAAAACCUCAAGUCAAGAAGAAACUACCAAUUCAUUAGGCUAUUUCACAGUUGCCACAGACCCAUGUUUUAACAUGAGCCUAGGCACGAAGAUUUCUUCUCUCUUUUUCAGUAAAAACCAGGAAAAGGUUUUGCACUUGGAAAUCAGGGGCUACUUAAAGUUUUUACCACUUUGAGUUUGAUUUCAUUUAACAACAGAUCCAUGCGAAUACCACAAUAUUGCAGAAAAUAACCUUCAAACAGUACGAAAACUGCUCAAAAGGAUCGUUGAGUAUCAAGACAAAUCAAAACCUGUUUGGUAUCCCGCCAGAGACCCGCGGGCUGAUCCUGCUCUGCAUGGAGGCGUGUGGAGACCUUGGAUGGAUCACAAA